CAAUUCACUAACUCUGCCAUUCUCCAUGAUCCAUUCAAGAGCUUUGGUUACUAUCGCAGUGCUUGGCAGCCUGUCUGGCGCAGCGAUAGCGGUCCCCAGGCCACAACAUGACCAGGUCCCGCUGGCCUCACAGUCUCACCACGAGCAGACUUUCCACGAGACUUCCAUCUACAGAUCAUCAAAGAUCGCCAACGCGAUGGGGCAUGGGUCCAACACGCCUCCAGAGUUUCACUUGUACGAUAAUUUUGGAAAGGACUCGCCGAUGCCUGGAAUAGCGACCUUUGCUCACAUCAACUGGACUAACUGCUUUGUUCCUGAGAAUGAUGGGUCUUUUGACAUUGGCAUCGUCGGUAUGCCAUUUGACUUGGGUGUGAGCUAUCGCCCAGGUCAGCGCUUUGGGCCGAUAGCUACCCGAAUGGCUGCGCAACGAAUGGCCCCUUUCAUUUCCUGGAGUAUGGCCCAUGACAUGGUCAACCCGUUUUUGGAUUGGGCGACUGUUACCGACUGCGGCGACAUUCCCAAUUCAGUAUUCGACAAAUAUGAAGCGGUUCAGGAACUUGGUAGUGGACUUCAUUCCAUGGCUUCCCGAAAACCAAAGAACACGGCCAUGGUUGACAAGGUUCGCCUAAUAACCCUUGGUGGUGACCACACUAUUACCCUUCCAUCUCUUAGGGCCCUUUACCCUAUCUGGGGUGAAAUCGCUGUUAUUCACUUUGAUUCACACCUUGAUACAUGGAACCCUGCCCAGUGGGGAGGGGGUGUAAACAAAUACGAUGAGAUCACCCAUGGCACGCUGUUGCAUUUCGCUCACGAGGAGGGCCUCUUGAAAAACGACACGGGAGUUCACGUCGGCACCCGAGCGGUACUCUUUGACAAAACGGAAGAUCUCCGACAUGAUGCCGAAUGUGGGUUCCGGUGUAUCAUGGCCACGGACAUUGAUACAUUUGGGAUUGAUGCAAUUGUCAAAAGCAUCACUGAGAGGGUCGGCGAUAGUCUUGUCUACGUCACCAUUGACAUCGAUGUUUUAGAUCCAGCUUUCGCUCCAGCCACUGGCACGACUGAGAUUGGAGGCUGGUCGACGCGUGAGCUCAUGGCCGUGAUUAGGGGGCUUAGCAAUGCAGGUGUAAAGAUCAUCGGGGCUGACAUCGCAGAGCUUUCACCCGUCUAUGACGAUGUCUCUCAGUCGACGGCGACAGCUGUUGCGCAGCUCGUUUUUGAGUUGUUACAAUGGAUGGUCAAAGGCUUAAUCUCGUCGUGUCGUGUAGUUUUAGUGUGA
Messenger RNA from Ilyonectria robusta, 1276 nucleotides. Its product is annotated as agmatinase. The coding region runs from base 26 to 1276 and encodes 416 amino acids. The record is from RefSeq and is a predicted model, not a curated record. NCBI's taxonomy places the organism in Eukaryota, Fungi, Ascomycota, Sordariomycetes, Hypocreales, Nectriaceae. The transcript has 5 exons. Gene Ontology annotation, molecular function: agmatinase activity; metal ion binding.